Molecule: messenger RNA, 483 nt
Organism: Acanthamoeba castellanii str. Neff
Lineage: Eukaryota; Discosea; Longamoebia; Acanthamoebidae
Product: rhodaneselike domain containing protein
Exons: 5
Coding region: 1-483 (160 amino acids)
Molecular function (GO): thiosulfate-cyanide sulfurtransferase activity
Source: RefSeq, a predicted model, not a curated record
AUGCAGCGUAGUCGCCUCAUCUCUCGGUCGAGCGGCAGCUCCCUUUUUCAACGACGUCCAGCAUGUGAGCACAACGUCGCGCGCCUGGUGACGGGCGGACUCGGCCGCCGCUUCUUGGCCACCUCGCCUGCCGGUGACCAGGCGCCCGCGUUCGGUGUGCUGCAGGCGACCGAAGCCAAGUCCCACCUACCCGACUUUGACCUUUUGCUGGACGUACGAGAACCGGAUGAGUGGGCGGCCGGCGUCAUCGGGACCCCGAAGACCAUCACGCUCGGACGCGUCAUGAGGGAUGUGGCCACCGAUGAGCUGCAGAGCCUCAAGGGCAAGAAGCUGCUCGUCUACUGCCGCUCCGGCGCGCGGUCGGCUCUGGCAUGCGGAGUGCUGGCCAAGAACGGCUUCCAGGUGACCAACCUCGCCGGCGGCUUCCGUGGCUGGCGGGAGGCCAACAGCAGCAGCAGCGACGCGCCCCCGAACAAGGCCUAG